Coffea eugenioides is the source of this 792-nucleotide messenger RNA. RefSeq names its product putative late blight resistance protein homolog R1B-17. Bases 1 to 792 code for a protein of 263 amino acids. Lineage: Eukaryota; Viridiplantae; Streptophyta; Magnoliopsida; Gentianales; Rubiaceae. The transcript has a single exon. The record is from RefSeq and is a predicted model, not a curated record. Gene Ontology annotation, biological process: defense response to other organism. Gene Ontology annotation, molecular function: ADP binding.
AUGCCAUCACAGGGAAGCAUGCCAAUAAUCAAUGACAUGAUCCUGGGAUUGGAGGAUGAGGCAACCUCAAUAAUCAAUCGACUCACAAGAGGAUCCUCCCUUCUGCAAAUUGUCCCCAUUGUAGGUAUGCCAGGACUUGGCAAGACAACUUUAGCUAAAAAAGUGUACAAUGAUCCUUUAGUUACAUCGCAUUUUUAUACACGUGCUUGGUGUACUGUCUCUCAAGUGUAUCACCGAAAAAAUCUGUUACUUGAAAUUUUGACAUGUAUUCACUCCAAACUUCCUGAGAAAAUUUCUGAGAUGUGUGAAGAAGAUUUGGCUUCAGAAGUCAGAAGAGGUCUGCUAAGGACUAGAUAUCUCAUUGUUUUGGAUGAUAUAUGGGACACUGAAGCAUGGAAUGAAUUGGAAGCAUCAUUCCCUGACAAUCGAAAUGGAAGUAGAGUGAUCGUGACAAGUAGAAAGUCUGAUGUUGCUGAUCCGAUAGAUGAACUUGAUGAAGGGCCUCAUUUCCUCCGUCCGCUGACCCCUGAUGAGAGCUGGGACUUGCUAAAUAUGAAGUUAUUUCCUGGAAAUGAUUUGCCUCCACCAGAAUUAUGCGAUUUGCAAACAAAAAUCGUGGAAAUGUGUCAAGGACUGCCACUUACAAUCAUCAUUCUAGCUGGAAUUCUAGCAAAUGAGGACCAACAUGGUUGGAAAGCACUUGUGGAUGGUUUAAGUUCAAGAAUCGUCUCUAGUACAGAACAAUGCUCUGCUGCAAUAGAGUUGAGUUACAAGAACCUACCAGAAAAUUGA